GAGGCUGAGAUUCCGGCGGCCACGGCGGCGGCCGGGGCCGAGAUACAGAAUUAACUCUUGGAAUCUGGAGAAGCAUUUUGUACAAAUUGAAAGAUUGGGCUUUCGCUCUAGUUUUCCAGAUGUAGUCUUAUCUGCGUAAUUGAAGGAUCCACAAUCACAUAAACUCACUCGUAACCAUGGAGCUAAGUAACCCAUCAGGAUAUAGAAGAAGUGCUGCUGAACUUAGGAACCAGGCAGUUGUUCACCAGUUCAACAAUUAAACUCCUAUAGUCCCUGCUGAUAAUCAAGGAUAAAGAGCCAAAUAAAGUCAUGCACAUUCUAUUGACAAAUGGACUCUGUGGCUGUUGAAUUUUACUGUAACUGGUUACUCAGUCAUUCAGUCAUCUUAAUAUGCAAGUUACAUCCUAAUGGAUGUAAAGACCUGUGUUGACGUAUUCUGAUGUUAGCUAAUGUUGAAGAUAAGAAACCUAUUAUGACUAAUCCUUGGGAAGAGAAAGUCUGCAAAAUGGCUCAAACGAGUUUACUGCAGGGGAAGCAGUUUUACUGUAGGGAGUGGGUUUUCCACAAGCUUCAGCAUUGCCUCCAGGAGAAAACUAACUGCUGCAACAGCACUGUCAACACACCACCCCUCCUGCUGAAUUCUGGGAGCAGUGCUAGUGUUGUCUCUGGAAAAGGAGCUGCCUGGGGUGUGCUGUUGGUAGGAGGGCCUGGCAGUGGCAAGACAGCCCUAUGCACUGAGCUCUUGUGGCCAAGUUCACCUACCAGCGUGCAGAGAGGGUUACACCGCCAGGCCUUGGCCUUCCAUUUCUGCAAAGCCCAGGACUCUGACACGUUGUGUGUUGGAGGGUUUAUUCGAGGUCUAGUUGCCCAGAUCUGCCACAGUGGACUACUCCAAGGAUAUGAGGACAAGCUAAGGGAUCCAGCAAUCCAAAGCCUCUUGCAGCCUGGGGAAUGUGAGAGGAACCCAGCUGAAGCAUUUAAAAGGUGUGUUCUGCUCCCGCUGUUGGGAAUGAAGCCUCCCCAGCAAAGCCUGUACCUGCUUGUGGAUUCUGUUGAUGAAGGCUGUCACGUCGCCGAAGGUGAACAGGCGUCCACCAGCUUGUCUGGGACUGUGGCAGAGCUUUUAGCCGGUCACCAUGAGUUCUUCCCACCAUGGCUGUUGCUUCUGUGCUCUGCCCGAAAGCAGAGUAAGGCUGUCACUAAAAUGUUCACCGGUUUCCGAAAAAUAAGUUUAGAUGACCUUCGGAAGGCAUAUAUUGUUAAGGAUGUUCAACAGUAUAUUCUUCAUCGUUUAGAUCAAGAAGAAGCUUUGCGACAACACCUCACAAAAGAAACUGCAGAGAUGUUAAACCAGUUGCACAUUAAAAGCAGUGGGUGCUUUCUUUAUCUCGAACGGGUUCUGGAUGGAGUUGUAGAAAAUUUUAUUAUGUUACGAGAGAUCCGCGACAUCCCAGGGACUCUGAACGGUCUCUAUCUCUGGCUGUGUCAAAGACUUUUUGUGAGAAAGCAGUUUGCAAAGGUCCAGCCGAUUCUGAAUGUGAUUCUUGCAGCCUGCCGACCUUUGACCACAACGGAAUUAUAUCAUGCGGUAUGGACCAAAAAUAUGUCGUUAACCUUGGAAGACUUCCAGCGCAAGUUAGACGUGCUCUCCAAACUCCUUGUCGACGGGCUAGGGAAUACCAAAAUCCUGUUCCACUACAGCUUUGCAGAGUGGCUUCUGGAUGUGAAACACUGCACGCAGAAGUAUUUGUGCAACGCAGCAGAAGGACACCGGAUGUUGGCUAUGAGUUAUACCUGUCAAGCCAAGAAUCUAACACCGUUGGAAGCACAAGAAUUUGCAUUGCACUUGAUUAAUUCAAACUUACAGUUGGAGCCAGCUGAGUUAGCUCUGUGGAUGAUAUGGAAUGGCACACCUGUCAGAGACUCCCUGUCGACGUUAAUACCCAAGGAACAAGAAGUGCUGCAGCUGUUGGUCAAAGCCGGCGCUCACGUGAACAGUGAAGACGACCGCACGUCCUGCAUAGUCCGUCAAGCCUUAGAGAGAGAGGACUCCAUUCGGACCUUACUAGACAACGGAGCUUCGGUGAAUCAGUGCGACUCCUCUGGGAGAACAUUACUGGCCAACGCUGCGUACAGUGGCAACCUUGACGUGGUGAAUUUACUUGUCUCUAGGGGGGCCGAUUUAGAGAUAGAAGAUGCUCACGGGCACACACCGCUGACCCUGGCUGCUAGACAGGGACAUACCAAGGUGGUUAAUUGUCUGAUUGGGUGUGGGGCAAACAUUAAUCAUACUGAUCAGGACGGGUGGACGGCAUUGCGAUCUGCUGCGUGGGGUGGUCACACGGAGGUGGUGUCUGCGCUCCUUUACGCUGGCGUGAAAGUGGAUUGUGCAGAUGCUGACAGCCGGACGGCGCUGAGAGCCGCCGCGUGGGGGGGACACGAGGACAUUGUCCUGAACUUGCUGCAGCAUGGUGCUGAGGUCAACAAGGCUGACAACGAAGGCAGGACCGCUCUGAUCGCGGCGGCCUACAUGGGGCACAGAGAGAUUGUGGAGCACCUCCUGGACCACGGGGCAGAGGUGGACCAUGAGGACGUGGAUGGCCGGACGGCACUCUCUGUAGCUGCGCUCUGCGUGCCUGCGAGCAGAGGCCACGCGUCGGUCGUCAGCCUGCUGAUCGACCGAGGUGCUGCGGUAGACCACUGUGACAAAGACGGCAUGACGCCGCUGCUCGUCGCCGCCUACGAAGGGCACGUCGACGUGGUGGACUUGCUCCUGGAGGGGGGCGCGGAUGUGGACCACACCGAUAACAACGGCCGGACCCCCCUCUUAGCAGCUGCUUCCAUGGGCCAUGCUUCCGUCGUGAACACACUGCUGUUUUGGGGCGCAGCCGUGGAUAGCAUUGAUAGCGAAGGGAGGACAGUCCUCAGCAUAGCCUCGGCCCAAGGCAACGUCGAGGUGGUCCGUACUCUGCUGGACAGAGGCUUGGAUGAGAACCACAGAGAUGAUGCUGGGUGGACACCUCUGCACAUGGCAGCCUUCGAAGGUCACAGGUUAAUAUGUGAGGCGCUUAUUGAACAAGGUGCUAGAACGAAUGAGAUUGAUAAUGAUGGACGGAUACCUUUCAUACUAGCUUCGCAAGAGGGUCAUUAUGAUUGUGUCCAGAUACUGCUGGAAAAUAAAUCCAACAUUGACCAGCGAGGUUACGACGGUCGGAACGCACUGCGCGUGGCUGCCCUGGAAGGACACAGGGACAUCGUGGAACUGCUGCUCAGCCACGGGGCUGACGUUAACUACAAAGACGCCGACGGGAGGCCCACCCUUUACAUCCUGGCCUUGGAGAACCAGCUGACGAUGGCCGAGUACUUCUUAGAAAACGGUGCGAACGUCGAAGCGAGCGAUGCCGAAGGGAGGACGGCUCUUCACGUGUCCUGCUGGCAGGGCCACUUGGAAAUGGUGCAGGCUCUGCUCGCCUACCACGCCGACAUCAACGCGGCCGACAACGAGAAGCGGUCUGCCCUGCAGUCUGCGGCCUGGCAGGGCCACGGGAAGGUGGUCCGGCUCCUGAUCGAGCAGGGCGCCCUGGUGGACCACACGUGCAAUCAGGGCGCCACCGCGCUCUGCAUCGCCGCCCAGGAGGGGCACAUGGACGUCGUGCAGGUGCUCCUGGAGCACGGUGCCGACCCGAACCACGCCGAUCAGUUUGGACGCACCGCCAUGCGGGUCGCAGCCAAGAACGGCCAUUCUCAGAUCAUUAAACUAUUAGAAAAAUAUGGUGCAUCUAGUUUGAAUGGCUGCUCCCCGUCUCCUGUUCACACCAUGGAGCAGAAGCCUCUACAGUCAGUGUCUUCAAAGCUGCAGUCGCUGACGAUCAAGUCGAACAGCUCGGGCAGCACGGGCGCCGGGGACGUGCAGCCGCCCCUGCGUGGGCUGCCCAGCGGCCCGGCCCACGCCUUCAGCUCCCCUUCCGAGUCGCCGGACUCCACGGUCGAUCGGCAGAAGUCGUCCUUGUCCAACAAUUCCCUGAAGAGCUCGAAGAACUCGUCUCUGAGAACCACCUCGUCGACCGCCACGGCGCAGACGGUGCCCAUCGACAGCUUCCACGGCCUGUCGUUCACCGAGCAGAUCCAGCAGCACUCGCUGCCCCGCAGCCGCAGCCGGCAGUCCGUCGUGUCCCCGUCUUCCACGACGCAGUCCCUGGGACAGGGCCACCGCUCCCCCAGCAGCGAGUUCGAGUGGAGUCAAGUCAAGCCCAGUUUGAAGUCAACGAAAACAAACAAAGGGGGCAAAUCCGAAAAUUCCAGCAAAUCCGGGUCAGCUGGGAAAAAGGCCAAACAGAAUAAUUCACAGCCCAAGGUUUUGGAGUACGAAAUGACUCAGUUCGACACACGAGGGCCUGCAGCCAAGCCCGGGUCCAGCGCACCCCCCAAACAGUCGCCCGCAGAGUCUCAGUGCAAGAUUGUGAUACCGUCCGCCCAGCAGGAAGUGGGUCGGUCUCAGCAGCAGUUUCUUAUUCACCAGCAGAGCGGGGAACAGAAGAAGAGAAACGGAAUCAUGACAAACCCAAAUUACCAUCUCCAGAGCAACCAGGUGUUUCUCGGGCGGGUUUCAGUGCCACGGACAAUACCAGACAGAGGGCAUCAAGAGGUGUUGGAAGGGUACCCUUCAUCAGAGACGGAACUGAGCCUUAAACAAGCCCUGAAGCUUCAAAUCGACGGCUCUGACCCUGGCUUCAACUACAAGAAGGAGACGCCGUUAUAACAGUUUCCUGUUCUGCGAGACAGAAGACGUCGCGAUCGGAGUGAUUCUUCAGCUGCUGGAUGGAACCCGAAUGCCUGUUGAUCGCUGAAAACAGUGACGAAUGUGAUCCUGCAGUUCAGUUACCUGCCUCACUGUAAUGUGCCUAAUAGCAAGGCUGCCUUCUCGGUGUGACCCUCGUGCUUCCGUUUCAGUUUGUGUGCUUUGUAUUCACUACACAAGAAUGAGCACUUUUUAAAAAAAAAAUGCAGACAUAUACUGCAGUUCCCUGAUAAAAGCUGAAACGAUUUGAGUGAAGUAUUUUCAGUUCCGAUUUGAUGAAUGUGCAUGUGCCAUGAUCGAGACCUGAGAAAGGCGGUGUUCCUCGUGUGUAUUGUUUCUCUCGUGGCCCACGGAGGAAGCCUGCUCCAGUCCCGUCUGCAUUGCUGUGGCGUGUGGCUUGUUUCCUGGAUCUUUAAAAAUGUCACUCGGUCAAAUAAAUCAUGCAGCUAUUUAUACUCACACACACCUUCCACAUUGGUUUAAAAAGAGUUUCUAUUUAAUGCCACUGAGGUGAAGAAAAAUGGUUUCUUCGCAGAUUUAAAAAUAAUUUCUAGUAUUUUAGGGAGCUGCUCUAAGUAGUUUAAAUUUGGAUUUCCCAGUAGAAUCCUCCUAAUCUCUGGCUAACGGUGUCAGAAAAGAAGACUAGGCAGAACUAAGUUCUGUUUCACUCCCUGGGGUGCCAUUUCACCCCCCGCUGGGCAUUCCACAGCCCGAAGACGGGGUUCCCAAGGCACGGCGGCCUGUGUCCUGGGGAGAUGCCCUGUCGCCCUGAGGGUGAACCUUGGAUCCUUUAGCAAGUCACUGACUGCCCUUAUCUCUGCCGUCCGGUUGAAUAAAAACAGUGUACCCGUGUGAACGCUGGCUCCUCUCUCCAUUGUUUUGGAAAUCACCGCAUGGUGGAAAAGGCCCCCCUCACAACCUGUUGGGUGAAUUUUAGUGGUUAGUUGGAUGAAUAUUCUCGAUGAAUGUAACACGUGCUGACCUUCACAGAUGACACUACGGACCUGGCAGUCAUAGCACAUGAGUAUUUUUUAUUGGCAUUUCAUAAACGAUACUUUUUUGUCCACAUACUCUUUCCUGUUUUCUUCUUUGGACAACUGCUCGCGGGUUGACUGAGUCUCAUCCCGGGUUAGGAUGAGGCCGUGACCGAGGAAAACAGCUGACUGGCUCAGAUGAGCGUGCGACCCACA
Molecule: messenger RNA, 5988 nt
Organism: Molossus molossus (Pallas's mastiff bat)
Lineage: Eukaryota; Metazoa; Chordata; Mammalia; Chiroptera; Molossidae
Gene: ANKRD50
Product: ankyrin repeat domain 50
Exons: 5
Coding region: 440-4759 (1439 amino acids)
Molecular function (GO): protein binding
Source: RefSeq, a predicted model, not a curated record